Messenger RNA from Mercurialis annua (annual mercury), 1980 nucleotides. RefSeq lists its product as uncharacterized. The coding region runs from base 96 to 1784 and encodes 562 amino acids. Gene Ontology annotation, cellular component: preribosome, large subunit precursor; nucleus; preribosome, small subunit precursor. The transcript has a single exon. Lineage: Eukaryota; Viridiplantae; Streptophyta; Magnoliopsida; Malpighiales; Euphorbiaceae. Gene Ontology annotation, biological process: rRNA processing. The record is from RefSeq and is a predicted model, not a curated record.
CAGAAUCAAACCCAACAACACUCGCCUUCUUUACACAAAUACAAAACCCUAAAAACCAGAGAGAAACCCCAAUUCCUGCGCUUAAUCAAAAGGAAAUGGUCGCAGCAGUACAAGAAGGGCUGUCGCUAAUAAAGCAGUUAGCUUCCUGCAACAACAAAAUCCGCACCAAAAACCUAAGCUAUCUCUUAGAGACAUGGCUUCCUGCUCAAACCCAAAAUCUGUCGGAUGAGCAGAUGAAAAAGCUCUGGAAAGGUAUUUUUUACUGCGUGUGGCAUGCUGACAAGGUUCCAGUUCAAACUAAUCUGAGUAACCGUUUGUCUUCGUUAAUUCCUGAACUUAAUUUCAGUGUUUCUGUUCAGUAUUUCACUGUUUUUUUAGUGACUAUGCGUCGCGAAUGGUCGGGGAUUGAUGGGCUUAGAUUAGAUAAGUUUUACUACUUGAUCCGUAGAUUCUUGCAUAAUUUUUUCGUUCUGUUGAAGAAAAAUUCGUGGGAUUUGGAGAUUGUCAAGUGUUUGAUGGGUGUUUUGGUUGAUAAUACUUUUUUAGCUGAUGACAAUUUGUCGGGCAAUGGUGUUAAUUAUCACAUUGCUUCUGUCUUUCUUGAGGAACUUAGGGCUUUUUUGCCUUUGAGUAAGGACGUUGUUUGUGUUGUUUUGAAUUAUUUUGUUGAUGUUAUUGGGGUAGUUCAAGAUAAGAUUUUGUUAGGGAAGAUUAAGAGUAAUGUGUUUGAUGUUUUGUUGAAAACGGGGGAUAAGUUGUUGGAAUUGAAGAAAUGCGGAGGUGAUAUUGAUUUGGGAGAUGAUGCGGCUGUUCUGGGUCCUAUAGGUUUGUGUUUGGGUUUUUCGAGUAAAUUAUAUGGCUUAGGUUCAGCUGCUGAGUGUCCUCAGGGGAACAGGAAAUUUGUGUUUGGUUUGCAUCAGCAGUUUUUGAAGUUAGAGAAGGACUUUGAUAAUUCAGGGAUUAAUGAUGUUUCUUUACCUGAGGCUAAUGUGGACAAUGAUAAUGAAGUACCCACUUUGGUUCCUAUUGCUGAUGAUAUGGAAGUUGAUGGUUUGAAUGCUGUUGCUGAUACGACUGGUGAUAGUCAUUUGAAGAAGUGCAAGAAAAGUAAUAAGAAGGCUAAGAAGGCAAAGAAAGCGUCUGGUGGCAGCGGAAAUAAGAAUACGAAGAAAAACAUAUGUAAUGGAAGUUCUGAGUGUGAGACUGAAGAGUAUGGUAAUGCGGUUGUAUCAAAUGGUAGCAAUUCAAAUGACGAAAACAGUAAUGACCCUGAUACGAUAACAUUGAAUGAGUCUGUGAUAUCAAACCUUCAGAUGCAGUUUGAGAAAGUUGCUGCAGAGGUUGGGUUAUUGGAUGAGAAUGUUGAGAGUGCCUGUCAUGUCACAGACGUUGCUGGAAAUGGUAUUGUGUCUAAGAAACGGAAGAGAUCUAAAAAUAAGGCUGUACAGAAAUCUGAGAAUCCAGAACCAACGGACGAGGCAAAUGAUGAUGGCUUUGAAACGGGAAAGAGCACCGAGAAGAGUUCAAAGAAAGUGAGGUUUUCGAUGAAAAACAACUUGGUGUGGAAACCUCAUAGUCCUUUACCUCCACAGAGUGUGAGAAUACCGCCAUCUGUGACUCCUCGAGGAAGUGCACUUAAACAAGGAAUACCUGCAGGUCCUAUUAGGGAGAUGCCGUCUGCAACUAAGAAGCCAAAACGGAAGAUCAAAACUUUGAAGAAUGGCCGAAAAGUAAUAACUGGUGUCAUCAGAAGGCCAAAGAAGUUAAAGGCUGUUUCCUUCUAGAUCGCUCUUGAUCAUCAAACCUGUUGCUUUUAGUUAAAUCGUGGUUUUCUCUGUUGGUAAACUUUCUCAAAUUCGAUUUUGCUGUUUGGUUGCUUUGCUAAAUUCUAGACAGGUGAUGCAAAUGACCAUCAAGGUAUCUUCUAACUGUUUAAUCCUAUUAUGAUUGGCUAAUGCAGGAAAUUUUGUUUUGUUUUUA